GCGAGGCUGGUGUCCGCUGGCGGCCAGUGCUGGGUCCCGGGCCGGGGCCGGGGGAUCGGCGGCGCGCCGGGGCCGAGGGCCGGGGCAGGCGGGGCCGCUCGCUGCCUCUCGCUCGCCGCGGCGGCCACGGCGGCAGGCGCCGGCGAGGUCCGCGGGGAGAGGAGGCGCAGUCCGGCGGGUGGGCCGCUCGGCCGGGCCCGGGCCCGCGCUCAACCGGCGCGAUGCUCUUCUCGCUCCGGGAGCUGGUGCAGUGGCUGGGCUUUGCCACCUUCGAGAUCUUCGUUCACCUGUUGGCCCUGUUGGUGUUCUCAGUGCUGCUGGCGCUGCGUGUGGACGGCCUGGCCCCCGGCCUCUCCUGGUGGAAUGUGUUCGUGCCCUUCUUUGCCGCUGACGGUCUCAGCACCUACUUCACCACCAUCGUGUCCGUGCGCCUCUUCCAGGACGGAGAGAAGCGGCUGGCCGUGCUCCGCCUCUUCUGGGUCCUCACGGUUCUUAGCCUCAAGUUUGUCUUCGAGAUGUUGUUGUGCCAGAAGCUGGUAGAGCAGACUCGGGAGCUCUGGUUCGGCCUGAUCACGUCUCCAGUCUUCAUUCUCCUGCAGCUGCUCAUGAUCCGUGCUUGCCGGGUCAACUAGCCUCGCAGAGGGGCGAGAGAGGGAGCUCUGGAUAGCUAGAAUUCUGGACCCCCAGCUGAGGUCCCACUUCCACCGCACCAGAGAAGAAGUCUAGAACAGGUUCGCAGACUCUUGUUCUGGUGAAGCAGCUUUGUGACCCUUUGCCUGGGAUGGAUGCUGCAUGGCCUGAACCACUGAGAUGCUUGACUUGGAGACUGGCCUGGUUUGCCCCACAGCUAUAAGACUGUCUCCCACCGAGGAUUGGCAUAACUUGUGUCAAAGCCAGAUGCAAGCUGAACCUUGG
Molecule: messenger RNA, 915 nt
Organism: Equus caballus (horse)
Lineage: Eukaryota; Metazoa; Chordata; Mammalia; Perissodactyla; Equidae
Source: RefSeq, a predicted model, not a curated record